Gorilla gorilla gorilla (western lowland gorilla) is the source of this 921-nucleotide messenger RNA. Its product is annotated as olfactory receptor 4C45-like. The transcript has 2 exons. Gene Ontology annotation, cellular component: membrane. Gene Ontology annotation, molecular function: G protein-coupled receptor activity; olfactory receptor activity. Gene Ontology annotation, biological process: G protein-coupled receptor signaling pathway. The record is from RefSeq and is a predicted model, not a curated record. Lineage: Eukaryota; Metazoa; Chordata; Mammalia; Primates; Hominidae.
AUGAACAAUGUAACAGAAUUCAUACUGCUGGGCCUCACUCACAAUCCAGAACUGCAGAAAUUCUUGUUUGUUAUGUUUUUAAUCACCUACUUGAUCACAUUGGCAGGUAACCUGCUCAUCUCAUUCAUCAUCUUCAUCAGCCCAGCCCUGGGUUUCCCCAUGUACUUUUUUCUUUCCUAUUAGUCCAUUAUAGAUAUUUUCUACUCUUGUUCCAUAGCCCCUAAAAUGAUCUUUGACUUGAUCUCUGAAAAGAACACCAUAUCCUUCAAUGGCUGCAUGACUCAGCUCUUCACAGAACAUUUCUCUGUGGCAGCUGAGAUCAUCUUAUUAAAUGUCAUGGCCUAUGACUGCUAUGUGGCCAUCUGUAAGCCCUUGCACUAUGCAACCAUCAUGAGCCAACCUAUGUGUGGAUUCCUGAUGGUGGUGGCUGGGAUUCUCGGAUUUGUAUGUGGUGGGAUCCAGACUUUGUUCAUAGCCCAGUUACCAUUCUGUGGCCCCAAUGUCACUGACCACUUUAUGUGUGGUUUAGUACCUCUUCUGGGGCUGGCCUGCACAGACACUCACACCUUGGGGCCUCUGAUUUCUGCCAACAGUGGGUCACUGUGUUUCCUCAUUUUUUCCAUGCUGGUUGCUUCCUUUGUCAUCAUCCUGUGCUCCCUGAGGACUCAUAGCUCUGAAGGGCAUCACAAAACUCUGUCUAGCUGUGCCUCUCAUAUCUUCACUGUCAUCUUAUUUUUUGUCCCUUGUUCAUACCUGUAUCUAAGACCUCUAACCUCCUUCCCCACUGACAAAGCUAUGACUGUGUUUUGCACCAUAUUUACACAUAUGUUGAACCCUUUAAUCUACACCCUCAAAAAUAAAGAUGUGAAAAAUGUCAUUAAGAAGUUCUGGAAUCAAAUAAUGACAAGUUAUGAUAAAUAA